AUGGCCAUGAACAAAUACAAACCAUUUCUUUAUCAAUAUGCAGUGUGGGCAGUUUUUGGAUCCGCAGCUAUACAUUUGCUCUGGACAAAAAAUGAGUAUCGAGAAUACAAGGAAAGAAUGGAUUUUAAAAUUUCGAAACUUGAGGAUUUGAUUGAAAGACUGAAACGCGAUGCAGGUGGUAGAUUUGUCAAUGAUACAGUGCUAGCCAAAAGUAUUCCUCCU
This is a messenger RNA of Racocetra fulgida, 222 nucleotides long. NCBI's taxonomy places the organism in Eukaryota, Fungi, Glomeromycota, Glomeromycetes, Diversisporales, Gigasporaceae. The record is from the annotation of a GenBank genome assembly.